Messenger RNA from Phycodurus eques (leafy seadragon), 1974 nucleotides. RefSeq names its product CD209 antigen-like. The record is from RefSeq and is a predicted model, not a curated record. NCBI's taxonomy places the organism in Eukaryota, Metazoa, Chordata, Actinopteri, Syngnathiformes, Syngnathidae. The coding region runs from base 550 to 1410 and encodes 286 amino acids. The transcript has 6 exons.
UUAAAUGAGCAGCUAAAUGUAAUAAUGUUGUUGUUGUUGACAUGUGUCGACAAGACUCGUUCAACAUGCCACCCUGUCCCAAAGGGAUCCUCGAGUUCCCGUAAAUUCCGUUGUUUGACAGCGUACAUAAGAGCGGAAAAUACAUAGUGGAGCCUUCAAAAUAAGAGCGAAGUGCCAUCAUGAAAGUGCGAUCAGGUUGGACACAAAAGUGUCCAACCUGAUCGUUUGACACUUUUUUUAAUGGAAUAGUCACGAUUAGUCACGUUUACAAAUGUGAGAGUUUACUGUCUUAGUCCUGACGAAACACGACUUGACUAAGCCAUAGCUUGAGCGUGAUAACCUUUAUUUUGACGAUUUGGACCGGAAAAGCAAGUUAUAGAAAGAGUGACCUAACGUCAGUGCGUUCUGCGACUCGUUUCAAGUCUGCGCAUCAACCAAAACGCGCUUCACUCAUUUCAACUCUUCCGACCUCUCAAACGUUUAUUUAUUAUUAUUAUUUUUUUUUUAAACGUUUUACUUGUAUUUUGUUCAACGUCUGUUCUAGCAAAGAUGCCAAUCGGCGGGCCGGAGUGCGGUUCCGACAGGAUGUUCAGCAAACUGAUUGAGGACGAUGAAGAGUUGGACCCAAGUCCAGAUGUGCACAUGCCGGGAGACCCUGCAAUGAGACCCACGAUCAAAGUGACCGGCCCGUACCGCAUGGCCACCAUCGGCCUGGCGACGUUGUGCGGCGUCCUGCUCGUCGCCAUCAUCGCCGUCACCGCGCACUACAAGAACAAAGCAGCAGGAGGCGCCGCAGCGGAGGCGCAGAUGCAGACGGCCGACGUGGACGCCCUGAACGCCGUCAUCAGCCAGCUGCGGCGGGAAAAGGACGAUCUGCAGAAGAAACUUGAUGCCAGGACCACCGUGGCAGCGAGCAAUGGCGCAUGUGUUCAAGCCGCAGGCCCCCGUGCCGCCACCUCGCCCGCCUCGCCCGCCUCGCCCGUGGUGUGCCCGCCAGAUUGGCUCUUCUUCAACUCCAGCUGCUACUUCAUCUCGGAGGUGUCCCGGAACUGGCCGGUGAGCCGGGCCCACUGCGAGAGCGAAGGAGCUCACCUGGCCGUCAUCCUCGCGGCCGACGAGCAGACGUUCCUGUGGGAUCAACUUCCGCGAGGUCACUGGAACGCCUACUGGAUCGGAAUCACCGACGGCCACACGGAGGACCGGUGGACGUGGGUGGACGGGACGCCGCUGGUGGGCGGCUUCUGGGAGGAAGGCGAGCCCAACAACCACAUCGACGAGGACUGCGGCUACAUGGUGAAGACGCGCGUGCUGGAGCGGGUGGCGCUGCGCAGCUGGUACGACGCCCCCUGCGACAUGUUCCGCCCCUUCAUCUGCGAGAAGGAGCUGGACGGCGCCCUCGGCGCUCGCUGACAUCCUCCACGUCACAGCCGAACUGGACCAAAAUAAUAAAGUAGGCGUAAUUUGCUCACAAAAAUACUAAUUACUCAUAUGAAUAUCAGGUUGGGUAAGCGAAUGGAGCACUUCAGCUCCAGAAAUGGCAAGAAACAGGACGUUGCGUAUUGCAGAAGGUGCGCUCCAUUUGCUCACCCAGAUAUCCAAGUUGUUCUGGGAAUGAUAAUAAUCCACAAACGACUAUUUUGUUUACACGUUAUACAUAUUUUUGUAUUUUGUGGCCACAAAUUUGUAUUUUGUGAGCACAUCGUAAGUGUUUUUGCCAGAAAUUAUUUUUUGAUCAUAUAAUACAUAUUUUGGUAGUUUGCCACAAAUUAGUAUUUUGUGUGCACGAUAUACACAUUUUGGUAUUUUGUGUCCACAAUUUAGCAAAAAAAAAAAUAUAUAUAUUCCAUUUCAUGUCUAGGGCUCUCUACUUAUGCCAGUUUCAUCUUGUAAAUAAGUACAUCAAUUCAAAUGUAAUUGUUUUUGUAUCUUACUCAAGUUUACAUUUGAAUCUUAAAUAAAAUGUUUUUUAUUUUA